GAUGCCUGAUCAGUACACACACACACACACACACACACACACACACACUGACAACACUUACUUCACAUGCUCAAUUCAAGUUUUUGUGGAAAGUAGUAAUUGACAGAAGUGUUAGCCCUGCUGAUAAAGAAGUUUAGUCCUUCCACUCAGAAAGGGAAAGGCACUAAAGACAGAGCUCUUGAACUACUAUUUUGAUCAACCCAUCAGGAAAAGUGUCAAAAUCAUGAAUGGACCAGUGGAUGGCUUAUGUGACCACACUGUAAAUGAUGAAGGUGCUUUCAUGUUCACAUCAGAGUCUGUGGGAGAAGGGCAUCCAGAUAAGAUCUGUGAUCAGAUCAGUGAUGCUGUGCUAGAUGCCCAUCUUCAACAAGAUCCAGAUGCCAAGGUUGCUUGUGAGACAGUGUGUAAAACAGGGAUGGUGCUGCUCUGUGGGGAGAUCACAUCCCUCGCCGUUGUUGACUAUCAGCGAGUAGUUCGAGACACAAUUAAGCAAAUCGGCUACGAUGAUUCAGCUAAAGGCUUCGACUACAAGACUUGCAAUGUUCUGGUGGCACUGGAACAACAGUCGCCUGAUAUUGCCCAAGGUGUUCAUCUGUACAGGAAUGAAGAGGAUGUUGGUGCUGGUGACCAGGGGUUGAUGUUUGGCUAUGCAACAGAUGAGACAGAAGAAUGUAUGCCUCUCACUAUUGUCCUCGCUCACAAAUUGAACAGCAAGUUAGCAGAGCUGAGACACAGUGGUGAUCUCCCUUGGCUUAGACCCGACUCUAAGACACAGGUCACUGUUCAGUAUACCCAGAAAAAUGGAGCCGUCAUCCCAGUCCGUGUUCACACCAUUGUGAUAUCUGUGCAGCAUGAUGAAACCAUCUCGCUGGAGUACAUGCGCAAAACCCUGAGAGACUGUGUGAUUAAACCUGUCGUUCCUGCCAAAUACUUGGAUGAGAAAACAAUUUACCACCUUCAGCCCAGUGGGCGUUUUGUCAUUGGGGGGCCACAGGGUGAUGCUGGCGUUACUGGUCGAAAGAUCAUUGUGGACACUUAUGGAGGAUGGGGAGCCCAUGGAGGUGGUGCCUUUUCAGGCAAAGAUUAUACAAAGGUGGACCGGUCAGCAGCAUAUGCAGCCCGCUGGGUGGCCAAGUCUUUGGUGAAAGCCGGGCUGUGUCAUCGUGUUCUGGUUCAAGUUUCUUAUGCCAUUGGAGUGGCUCAACCUCUCUCCAUUUCACUGUUCACUUAUGGAACUUCCCAGAAAACAGAGAAAGAGCUACUGGACAUUGUGCACAAGAACUUUGAUCUUCGACCUGGAGUCAUUGUCAGGGAUUUGGAUUUAAAGAAGCCAAUUUAUCAGAAGACUGCCUGUUAUGGUCACUUUGGAAGAAAUGAAUUUUCAUGGGAGGUGCCUAAGAAACUUGUGUUUCAACAAUAAUGGGUCCAUCCGCAAAGCAGAAGUGAAGAAGAUUCUACUAGUCAAUAAGAUGUUGGCAGAAAUCAGCACUGACUACUCUUUAUCCAGCUCAAGGAAUUUCAGAUUUUAAAUGGACAGGAUAUUCUCAUGGGAAUUAAUUCUUACUCUCAAUCUUAUCCUAUUUCAUUGUCAAAAACACUAAAGGCAGAGUCUUUUUAUCAUCACAAGAAGACAAAAUACAGUUUAUUUUACUGCUGCUAUGUUGGUUCCACGGACAAAGGCAAAAUCUGACUAGGACAUACAAACCAACGUUUGGGCCUUAACUCUGUUACAGUGUGAUCUUACAUUCAAAAGAAAAGGUAUCCCUCAUCAUUCUAGCUAAGGAGCAGUAGGUUUCUUCACCCUGACUGGACACUAGGAAAUCUGCAGGGGACAGUUUUCUUAUAGGAGCUGGUAUUGCAUACACCUAUGGGGAAUUUUGCUUGGAGGGGAUUCGUUAUCGUAGGAUAAGGAACAUAGCUGCUCCUUUAAAGGAUGUUGUUAGGUGCUUAGACCUCCUUCACUAGUUAUCUCUGCUUACCACAGUGUUCCAAUCAGCUGUGAUUUGGUGACUCAAACUUUUUCUUUUAGCUACUAUGUACUUAUAAGUGCUGCUUUUCUGUGUGUUUAUAUAUUAGCACAUCAAAUUUUGGAGUCAGUGGCUCGUCCAAGUGUAUGGCGCAUUAGAGCGCCAUUGAUGUCUCUUGGAUUGUGCUAAUAUGAACACUGCCUAGUAGCGACAGUGCUUUUAAACACUGUAGAGCAGAGUGCUGUUAGUAUCCUAUUUUAAUAGAUUUUUAAAGGCAUGGUGUCAAGGUAUCAUCCACAAUUUGUGGAGUUAUUUUUCUCCCACUGGUGUUUAUAACAACAGCCCUUUGGGAGAAUGACACUGAAAUCUGUUUCUUUGUUGAAAUAUGCCAUCUGUUAUUUUUAUGCACACACUGGUUUGCUUUGGAGCAUUGCUUACUAGUGGUAGGCUCAAAGCUUUGAUUUUUGAUGUUGACCACUAUACGGGGACAAAAUAGGCACACAAAAAUAACCAGAACACAUUGGAAAUAAAAGGUCCUUAUGUUAAAAUGUGGAUCUACCAAAUUUGACAGCAUCUUUAACUGAAAGUCAAUGAUUGAGUAAUCCUGUAGAUGGCAGUACUACCCACCCUAGGUUUAUAUGUCUAACAUCUGUAGAAAACACUUGGCUCUAGGCAAUGUUCCAGAAUAGCUUGAGUUGUGUACAUGGUACUGCCAAAGUUUAAAGUAACCAAUUGCUUUUUACUUUUGCAGUUCUACUUACAAAUUGUAGAUGGGGAAUCUCUGUGAUCCAGGCAAUAGCUGGUUGAGGGAGAGCGUGUCAUUUGUGUACCCACAUACUGUGUUGUCUUAAAGUGUGAGUGAAAGGAAACGGGAUUAGUCCAUUUCUGCAAAGGACUUCAGGCCAGUCUUGGUUAUAUUGGAGACAUGGGUAGGUUUUCUCAUUGACUUCAAUGAAACCAGGCUCUGGGCUUCUGUCACCAUUUCAUGUUGAUGUUGUAGGUACCAAGAGUGAAAUUAAUGCUGCUGCAGGGGUUGACUGAAAAUGCCACUCAAAGUUCACAUAAGGGUUAAGGUGGCCCUUGUAUGGAAUUUCUGCAUUGGAGAAAUUUUGCUCCAGGAGAAUGCAAUUUCUUUGCACACUGUCUCCUGACUUGUUCUGAAAAUGGGAGCAGUUGGAAUAAUCUAAUGCCUGACUCAUUGCUGUGUGUUUAAGUUUGGUGAUCAUUAAAAUAAAGAACUAAUAGCA
Molecule: messenger RNA, 3214 nt
Organism: Malaclemys terrapin pileata
Lineage: Eukaryota; Metazoa; Chordata; Testudines; Emydidae
Product: S-adenosylmethionine synthase
Exons: 9
Coding region: 224-1420 (398 amino acids)
Biological process (GO): S-adenosylmethionine biosynthetic process
Cellular component (GO): cytosol
Molecular function (GO): ATP binding; methionine adenosyltransferase activity
Source: RefSeq, a predicted model, not a curated record